UUCCCACUAGCCUUUGGUGUGGUUGAGUCUGAAACAAAAGAUAGUUGGAUGUGGUUUAUGGAGCUAUUGAUGGAUGACAUUGACCCUGAAAGAUCAAGAAGAUGGGUCUUUAUCUCAGAUCAACAAAAGGUAAUUUUUUUUUCUUUCUUUGUCAUGCUUUUGUAUAAUUUGUCUAGAUUUUUGUCAUGCUUUUCUUGGUCACUGGUCUGCCUUAAUGUAGAAAUUGUCAUGAUUUUGCCAAAUUUUAUGUGAUCAUAGGGUUUGAUGGAGGUUUUCAAAGAAGAUAUGCUACAUGGUAGUGAACAUAGACUAUGUGUGAGACAUCUCUAUGCAAAUAUGAAAACUAAAUUUGGAGGUGGUGUGCUUUUAAGAGAUCUGAUGAUGGGUGCUGCCAAGGCUACAUAUGAAGCUGCCUGGAAAGAAAAGAUGCUUCUGAUAAAGGAUGCCAAUGACAGUGCUUAUCAGUGGUUGAUGGAGAAGCCAACUUCAAGCUGGUGCAGACAUGCAUUUAGCCUUUACUCAAGAUGUGAUGUGGUCAUGAACAACCUCUCUGAGGCUUUCAAUGCAGCAAUUAUGUUGGCUAGGGACAAGCCUAUUUUAACUAUGAUGGAGUGGAUUAGGACCUAUGUAAUGGGAAGGUUUCCACAGAUGAUGGAGAAGCUGCACAAGCAUCAUGGACAGAUCAUGCCUAGGCCAUUGAAGAGGAUAUUACAUGAGGUUGAUCACAUUAAGAAUUGGAUCCCUAGGGUUGUUGGUGCUCAAAAGUAUGAGGUUCGACAUACUAUCACUUUGGAGAGACAUGUAAUAAGCUUGAAGGAUAAGAGCUGUACCUGCAGAUUCUGGGAACUUAAUGGCUUUCCUUGUAGACAUGCUGCAUCUGCACUUACUUUCAAUGGCAAUGAUCCUAAACAAUUUGUAGAUGAUUGCUACAAGAGGGAAGCCUACAAUGCAACAUAUGAAAAUUAUGUGACUCCAUUACCUGGCCCUAACCAGUGGAUUGUCACCCCUCAUGAUCCUGUGUGCAUUCUACCACCCAUGUAUAAGAGAAGUGCAGGGAGGCCAAAGAAAUUGCGGAGGAGAGACCCAUAUGAAAAUGAUCCUAACCCAACUAAAUUACAGAGGGGGGGUGCAACUUGGAAGUGUAGUAGGUGCAAGCAAUAUGGGCACAACAAGAGAGGAUGUAAGAACCCUGUUCCAGAAGAGCAAUCUGAAGUUGUACCAGAAGUUGAUGAAGCUGUACCAGGUGAAACACAAGCUACAACUGCACAAGAUGAUGGAGUACAACCUUCAACUGCACAAGAUGAUGGAGUUCAACCUACAACUGCUCAGAAGAAACCAAAGAACAAGGGAUUUAAAAAAUGCAGUAGAUGCAAGCAGUAUGGACAUUAUAAAACAAGAUGCAAGAACAUCCCAGAGUUAAUUGUAAUGCCUCAGCCCCGCUCUCUUCCUGGGAUUGUUAUAAGGGAGCCUGUCAAUCCUAAUGUCACUGCCUCACUCCCUCUUAAUUCUGGAAAAAUGAAAGAAAAGGUAGUGGAAGAUCCAAGAUCUGUGGAUGAAAAUUGGCAUAAGAUCUAUGCAGGGACUCAUGGAGGAGCUACUACUUCAUAUGUCAUGACUGGGAAUCAGGGAGGAGCAUCCACUUCUGGUUCUGUCCUUCAAGUUCAGAUGGAGAUUGAGACUUCCAGUACUGUUGAGAGGGUUGCAACUGAGAUUCCAGAAGCCACAAGAGACCAAGUUAUUGAAGAUGGAGAAACUUUACCAACACAGUGCAGUGUUGUCCUUGACACAGCAAUGGGGGAAUCAACUUGACCUUGCAUU
This is a messenger RNA of Lotus japonicus, 1818 nucleotides long. RefSeq lists its product as uncharacterized. NCBI's taxonomy places the organism in Eukaryota, Viridiplantae, Streptophyta, Magnoliopsida, Fabales, Fabaceae. Bases 265 to 1809 code for a protein of 514 amino acids. The transcript is spliced from 3 exons. The record is from RefSeq and is a predicted model, not a curated record. Gene Ontology annotation, molecular function: zinc ion binding; nucleic acid binding.